AUCACAUGUUUGAAUAUAGCAUUAAAAGAAACACUCAUUUUACAGACAAAGAAGAGGAGGAAUAACGGUCGUGCCAAGAAGGGCCGUGGGCAUGUGCAGCCCAUUCGCUGCACCAACUGUGCCCGCUGCGUCCCAAAGGACAAGGCCAUUAAAAAGUUUGUCAUCAGGAACAUUGUGGAGGCAGCCGCCGUGAGAGACAUCUCAGAGGCCAGUGUUUUUGACUCAUAUGUCCUGCCCAAGCUCUACGUGAAGCUGCACUAUUGUGUCAGCUGUGCUAUCCACAGCAAGGUAGUGAGAAACCGCUCCUGUGAGGCCCGGAAGGAUCGAACCCCACCACCAAGAUUCAGGCCCACUGCUGGUGCACCAAGAAAUACUCCCAAACCCAUGUAAAGCAGAAUCUGAAGAUGCUGUACACCUUAAAUAGAAAAUAAAAACAGUCUUUACAAC
This is a messenger RNA of Austrofundulus limnaeus, 447 nucleotides long. Its product is annotated as 40S ribosomal protein S26. NCBI's taxonomy places the organism in Eukaryota, Metazoa, Chordata, Actinopteri, Cyprinodontiformes, Rivulidae. The annotation marks the transcript as partial. Gene Ontology annotation, biological process: translation. Gene Ontology annotation, molecular function: structural constituent of ribosome; mRNA binding. The record is from RefSeq and is a predicted model, not a curated record. The transcript is spliced from 3 exons. Gene Ontology annotation, cellular component: cytosolic small ribosomal subunit; ribosome.